Messenger RNA from Nematolebias whitei (Rio pearlfish), 1150 nucleotides. RefSeq names its product ciliogenesis associated TTC17 interacting protein. Lineage: Eukaryota; Metazoa; Chordata; Actinopteri; Cyprinodontiformes; Rivulidae. The transcript is spliced from 9 exons. The record is from RefSeq and is a predicted model, not a curated record. Gene Ontology annotation, biological process: actin filament polymerization; cilium organization. Bases 1 to 1062 code for a protein of 353 amino acids.
AUGGAGGCCUCGACGGACGACGGUACGGGAGCCACAGCAGGAGGUGAAGAAGCCAAAUGCUCAGAGGAGGUGAAGGCUGCUGAAGAAACCUCCACGUUCCUGUCGGCCAUCGAGCCUGCAGAGCUGCAGAAGUGUGUGUUUCCAGAGUCUCUGGUGACUGUGUCCGAGAGCGGGGGGCACCUGGGGGACUUCAGGGUGACCGUGGAGUUCUCCUGCAGACUCCAGCAACCCUGCAUGCUGCUGAGAGCUCAAAGCCAGGGAGUUAUUGAUGGUCACCCCUGUGGGACAUCAGUGACAGCUUACCUCAGUGCUGAACUGGAAGUGCUGGAGGAGCAACACCAUGAGUACAUCAAGCUUGAGGGCCACAAUGUGGACAAGAGGUGUCGCAUGGUGCAGUGUGACGGAGAAAUGGUGAUCGAUAAAGUUACCACGGUGGCAGAGGAAAAGACAAAAGAGAGCAUGUCUUAUCCCAUGUCUGUCCUGAGAGGACUGGUCACUGAGGGCUCCAGCCUGCUGCUGAUGCGUCUGAUGGCUCAGAGGAAGAAGGUUCCCGAGAACGUGACCUUCAUCUCCUUGGACCAGAAGUUCGGCAUCAGCCACUCCACAUAUAGUGAGCUGGGUGUGAAGCAGCUGGAGGUGGGAGAGGAGGUCCUGGAGGUGUUUGGGGUGCAGAGGACUGUUACCUCUGUGGAGGACAGCAUGGCUACCUGGCAGUGCUACUUUCUGAAUGAUGGGCACUUGGUCAGCAGAGCACAGCUGGGAUCACCAGUCACCAUGAAGCUUCUACAUCUGCCAUCCAAAACAGAGAGAGAGAAGAUCCCUCUUGAGUGGGACAAAGACAUGCAAACACAUUGUGACUUCUUGGACAGAAAGGAGGAACUACACGCAGAUCGUGCUUCGUACCUGAAAGAGCACCCAGAGGUCCGAGCCCUCCUCUCUGACUUCCUGGCCUUUUUGCUGCUGAGAAAACCUGAUGAUGUCUUUCAGUCUGCAAGAGAAUACUUUCGUACUUUUGCCUCCCGCCGUCCUCCAGAAUCAAAUGUAAAAGUCCAACCAUCCUGAGCACUCAUUUAAAGUUUAUUGUCCAUUUAUCACUUUCAUGUGCACUUUGGUUUAUUCGUGCAAGACUUGACACAUUUAGAAGGACACG